Messenger RNA from Acanthopagrus latus (yellowfin seabream), 4984 nucleotides. RefSeq names its product erb-b2 receptor tyrosine kinase 3a (gene erbb3a). The coding region runs from base 302 to 4576 and encodes 1424 amino acids. The record is from RefSeq and is a predicted model, not a curated record. The transcript is spliced from 29 exons. Lineage: Eukaryota; Metazoa; Chordata; Actinopteri; Spariformes; Sparidae. Gene Ontology annotation, molecular function: neuregulin binding; protein tyrosine kinase activity; ATP binding. Gene Ontology annotation, cellular component: signaling receptor complex; basal plasma membrane. Gene Ontology annotation, biological process: protein phosphorylation; cell surface receptor protein tyrosine kinase signaling pathway; nervous system development.
CGUAGUGAUUCCUCUCACACAGACCACAGCGGGAGGCUUGGAAAGUUGCGGCUCAGUUAAAUGCCACACAGAGAAUAAAAAAAACACACAAACAGGUUUUCCACGACUAGGAAAGCGAAGGGACGGAGUGAGAAACGAUCUGGAUUAACUGAAACCCUCCUGCUUCUAAAUGGUCUCCCUCGGAUUGAAGUCGAACGGAGUCGGACGAUUUGUGACGAGCAAAGGACACGCUCCCUCUUCCUAAUGUGAUCACCGUGUUUGUUUGAGACGUCACCGGGGAAAAUCGGGAAUUCGAGCGAGCAUGGUCGCUCUGUCGAGGAGGGUGCAGCAGGUGCUGUGCGUCCUGCUGCCGUGCGCUCUCCAGCUCUGCGCCGCGCAGACACAAGAAGUGGUCAUUUGUUCCGGCACCCAGAACGUUCUGAGCACGACGGGAAACUCAGAGAUCCAGUACAACCUGAUGAAGGACAUGUACACCGGCUGUGAGAUUGUGAUGGGCAACCUUGAGAUAACCAUGAUGGAGCACACCAGAGACUUCUCCUUCCUCCAGUCCAUCAGAGAGGUGACGGGCUACAUCCUGUUCGCUGUCAACGAGUUCAGUCGCCUCCCUCUCAACCACCUGCGCGUCAUCAGAGGCACCACGCUGUACGAGGGCCGCUACGCUUUGGCUGUGAUGGUCAACUACCAGAAGGACGGGCAGCAUGGCCUCCAAGAACUGGGCCUGACACACCUUACAGAGAUACUGGAGGGAGGAGUCAAGAUCAUCCAGAACAAGUACCUGAGCUACGCCCCACAGGUGAACUGGCUGGACAUUGUGAAGGAUGCAUCAGCGGAUAUUAUGAUCGAGGGCAAUGGGCCUGAAAAGCCCUGCAACGAAGCCUGCAGAGACGUCCCAUGUUGGGGUCCAGGAAAUGACUCGUGCCAGAUAUUGACAAAGACUGUGUGCGCCCCUCAGUGUAACAGCCGGUGCUUUGGUCGAAGCCCGAGCGAGUGUUGCCACAUCGAGUGUGCUGGAGGCUGCACUGGACCUCUGGAUACAAACUGCUUUGCGUGCAGGAACUUCAACAACUCGGGCUCUUGCGUGCCUCUGUGUCCUCAGACCCUCAUCUACAACAAGCACACAUUCAAGCUGGAGCGCAACCCCAAUGCCAAGUACCAGUAUGGCUCCAUCUGUGUGGCCCAGUGCCCCACAAACUUUGUGGUCGAUGGAAGCUCAUGUGUGAGCAACUGCCCAUCUGAUAAAAUGGAGGUGGAGAAAAACGGAGUGAAAAGGUGUGAGCCCUGCGGAGGCCUCUGUCCAAAAGCUUGCCACGGCACAGGAAGUCCAACCAGACAGACUGUUGACGCUCUGAACAUCGACAGUUUCAUAAACUGCACUACGAUCCAGGGCAGUCUGCACUUCCUGGUGACCGGGAUCAAAGGUGAUGAUUACAACAGCGUACCGGCCCUCGAUCCAGAGAAACUCAAAAUCUUCAACACUGUGAGGGAGAUUACAGACAUCCUCAGUAUCCAGUCGUGGCCUAGAAACUUGUCCGACCUGUCAGUCUUCUCCAACCUCCAAACCAUUCAGGGCAGAACUCUUUACAAAGGAGUGAGCUCUAGAAGGGGCUACUCUCUUCUGGUGAUGAAGAUCCCCUCGCUGACCUCCCUGGGGUUGCGCUCGCUGCGGAAAAUAAACGACGGCGGCGUCUACAUCACAGGGAACAAGAAGCUCUGCUACCAUGACACUGUCAACUGGACUCGCAUCUUGAGCAGCGGCUCCCGUCCGCAGCGACGCCAGAAGCACAUCGACGUCAGAGACAACAGGCCGAGAAACCAGUGUGUUAACGAGGGUCACGUGUGCGACCCCCUGUGCUCCUCUGAUGGCUGCUGGGGCCCGGGGCCAAACCAGUGUGUGUCCUGUAAGAAAUACAGCAGGGGAGGAACGUGCGUGCCAGACUGCAUGUUCUUAACCGGGGAGAGGCGUGAGUUUGCUACUCAGGCAGGGGAGUGUAUGCCGUGCCACUCCGAGUGUAAGGUCCAGGCGGGGAGGGAGACCUGCACAGGCCCGGGAGCAGAUGAGUGUGUAGCAUGCGCCAGCCUGCAGGACGGUCCACACUGCGUCUCCUCGUGUCCCGAGGGUCUGAUGGGAGGGGAGGAAGUCAUCUUUAAAUACCCCAACAAGCAAGGCAGAUGUGAACCGUGCCACAUCAACUGUACCCAAGGGUGCUUUGGUCCAGGGAUUCGUGACUGCGUUGGGUCAUCUCGCUACAUUUCUGGCCAAGCAACUACAGCCAUCGUCCUGGGAGUGAUCGCCCUUCUCUUUGCUUCGUUCUCUGUUUUUGUGCUCACCAUUCUCUACCGCCGAGGUCUCGCAAUUCGGCGCAAGCGAGCUAUGAGGAGAUACAUGGAGAGCGGAGAGAGCUUUGAACCAAUGGAUCCUGGAGAAAAAGGCACGAAAGUCCACGUUCGGAUCCUGAAGCCAACAGAGCUGCGUAAGAUCAAGCCGCUGGGUAACGGAGUGUUUGGAACGGUCCAUAAGGGCAUUUGGAUUCCUGAGGGUGACACAGUGAAGCUUCCCGUGGCCAUAAAGGUGAUUCAGGAUCGCAGUGGAAGGCAGACCUUCAAUGAGCUGACAGAUCACAUGAUGACGAUGGGAAGCUUGGACCACAUAAAUGUUGUCAGGAUCUUGGGAAUCUGUCCUGGAGACAGCCUGCAGCUCGUCACCCAGCUCAGCAGUCAGGGCUGCCUGCUGGAUCACGUCAGGAACUGCAAGAACAAGCUCAGUCCGCAGAGAUUACUCAACUGGUGUGUCCAAAUUGCAAAGGGUAUGUAUUACCUGGAAGAGCACAGGGUGGUCCACAGGAACCUGGCUGCCAGAAAUGUUCUCCUGAAGAAUAACUACACUGCUCAGAUCUCAGACUACGGCAUUGCAGACCUGCUUUACCCCGAUGACAAGAAGUACUUUUACCAUGAGGCCAAGGCACCAAUCAAGUGGAUGGCCCUAGAGAGCAUCUUGUUUCGCAGAUACACACAUCAGAGCGAUGUCUGGAGUUAUGGUGUGACAGUGUGGGAGAUGAUGUCCUACGGGGCAGAGCCGUACACUUCGAUGCGUCCACAGGAUGUUUCUGAUCUGCUGGAGAAGGGCGAGCGUCUGUCCCAGCCUCAAAUUUGCACUAUUGAUGUCUAUAUGGUUAUGGUCAAGUGCUGGAUGAUUGACGAGAAUGUCCGUCCAACUUUCAAAGAGCUGGCGAAUGAAUUUACCAGAAUGGCCAGAGACCCGCCUCGCUACCUGGUGAUCAAAGAGGACUGUAGCCAACAGGACACAGGUCCAGAUGAACUUGCUCAAAAGAGUGCAGAUGAUCUUGAUGACCUAGACAUGGACAUGGACAUGGUGGUCCAGGAGGAGGACGUGAUAGAUGGAAUCACUCCAGCCCCCCACUACCUGUCUCAGUCUAGGAGCCUAAGUCGCCUGUCAAAGAUAGACACUCACAGAGUGGUUCUUCCUCCAAACGUGGCUGGAUACCUGCCUAUGACCCCAGGUGUCGACAACCAAGGACAGGCCAUGUGGCAGUCCCGCUCUCGACUGAACUCGGCCCGCACCGUGUCUGAGAGCUCGGAGGGCUGCGGCACAGCCGUGGAGCUGGAGAUGAGCGAGGACUUUUCUCUGGCUGGGAGCCUGAAAAGACGGCGACAUCGCGAGGACAGUGCUUACGUGUCGCAGAGGGACAGCUUGUCUGGUGGGCCACCAGAUACUCCAUCACCAGAGAUAGAAGAAGAAGACCAGAAUGGAUACGUGCUUCCUGGAGACAGCCCAGAGAGAGAAACCCUUCUGUCCACGUCGCGAGCCACUCAUGGCAGAAUGCGCAAGUCUCAUUCUGCAAGCCUGUUGGACCCAGAUGAUGAAGAAUAUGAGUACAUGAACAAGCAGACAUGCGUAACACCUGUCUCGCCCAGACACAACAGCCACUGGAGGAAGCCGAACAAGAAGCGCACCUCCUCUGUAUCAUCACAAGCGACAGCAUGCUCAGGUGACACCACACCUUCUGCGGAGGUCAGGGGAGGUCACACAAGGAGCAAUCACAACUCGGAUUCAGAGCAGCAGGGAUCUAACGAUGUCCAGUAUGAAUACAUGGACAUCAGGGGUAAUGAAAAAGAUGACAGUCCUCCAGCACAUGACCCUCCUCCUCCACCUCCUCUGACAUCAGCAAGGAUGGCAGAGGAGGAGGAGGAAGAGGAGGAUGAGUAUGUGGAGGACAGUAACUAUCAUUACACGAACAGACAACCAAAGCUGCGACAAGCUCUUCAAAACAGGAAGGAGCUGAAGAUACAGGGAGGGGAUGAGGAGGAGGCGUAUGAGUAUGAGGACAUGGACUGCUUUGCUACCCUGGCUGGAGAUGCCGUGGUGUACCAGAACAUGCAGAGGGGAGGGGAAGGAGCAACGGGGGGCACGGAGACACAUCGAUCUGGGUUUGAACCAUACGUAAAAGUACGAGCUGGAGUCGGCGUAGGUGAACCUGCAGCUGGUGACAAAUCGUUUGACAAUCCCGCCUACUGGCACAGCAGGAUGUUCCUGAAGCCCAAAGCAGUGCCUACAUGAAGAACAACAUUUUUAAAUCACGUGAACUCCCCUCUGAGACACAAUCAUGAAGGACCAAGAACUGGAAAUGCAACCAUAAACCCGAUUAAUGAUGUAGCCUAUGACACAAUUUCAAAAACCCAACUUGUGUGACUUUCUCACAGCUUUUGUUGUCUGUUACAGGCUGACGUUAUGUUUUGUAUUUUGGAGAGUUAUUCGGGGCACUUUCCAGAAUUAAUAGCACUGAGUGUUGAAGCUAACACUAACAGAAAUGAACAGAUUCCAAGCUAUAUAUUUUUCCUGUUUACAUUUUGAAAUGAACAAAACUUGCUUUUGAGAACAAAUAUUUGGAGUUUGGACUUAAGAGUUUUGAGAACUCUUUUAAUGAUGUAUACAUUUUCUACUCAAUAAAAAUAUUUUGAAUAAUGA